CGGCAAUCGCAGUCUCUGGAGCCGCAGUUUUUUCUCUUUUUUUUUUCUUCCCACCUCCUCCUUCUAUAGAGGCUACAAUCACAGGAAUUGUGCUGGCGGGCACAGAGACCUGGGGUAAUCCGACCUGUUAAUGGACUUGUUGUUCGGGACGUACAUAUUUGCGGUCCUGUUAGCAUGCAUUGUAUUUCAAUCUGGCGCCCUGGAGAAAAACUAUACCAUUCUCGAAGAAAUGCCAGAAAACGUCAUGAUUGGCGACCUGUGGAGAGACCUCAACCUGUCACUGAUCCUGGACAAGUCCUUAACGAUCCCCAUGCAGUUCAAGCUGGUGUACAAAACGGGAGAGGUGCCGCUCGUCCGCGUGGAGGAGGGGACCGGGGAGAUCUUCACCACCGGGGCUCGCAUUGACCGCGAGCAGCUGUGUGCCAGCCUCCUGUUCGAUGCUUAUUGCUUUUACGAGGUGGAGGUGGCUAUUUUGCCGGAUGAGAUAUUUAGACUGGUAAAGGUGCGCUUCCUGGUAGAAGACAUAAACGACAACGCGCCGCUAUUCCCCACGACGGUGAUCAACAUAUCGGUUCCGGAGAACGCGGUUAGGAACACGCGUUUUUCUCUCCCAGCGGCUAUUGAUCCUGACACGGGAAUAAAUGGAGUUCAAAACUACUACUUAAUUAAGCCUCCAGACGUUUUUGGGCUCGGCAUCAUCGAAACACCGGAAGGACAAAAGAUACCACAACUGAUAGUCCUCAAGGAGCUGGACAGAGAGCAGAAGGAUAUGUACGUCAUGAAAGUGAAGGUGGAAGAUGGCGGCUCUCCUCAGAGGUCCAGUACCGCCAUUUUGCAAGUGACCGUGGCCGAUGUGAACGACAACCACCCAGUGUUCACGGAGAGCGAGAUCGAAGUCAGUAUACCAGAAAACGCUCCCGUGGGGACCUCGGUGACGCAGCUCCACGCCACAGACGCCGACAUAGGCGACAAUGCCAACAUUCACUUCUAUUUCAGCAGCCUCGUCUCCAACAUCGCCAAGAGGCUGUUCCACCUGAACACGACCACCGGACUUAUCACAAUCAAAGAGCCCCUGGAUAGGGAAGAGUCACCGAGCCACAAGCUGCUGGUGAUGGCAAGCGACGGCGGGUUGUCGCCCGCCAGAGCGAUGGUGCUGGUCAACGUUACAGAUAUCAAUGAUAACGUCCCGUCGAUCGACGUACGAUACAUCAUCAACCCCAUCAACAACAGUGUGGUUCUCUCGGAGAACGCUCCGCUCAACACCAAAAUCGCUCUCAUAACUGUGACGGACAAGGACGCCGACCAGAACGGCAGGGUGAGGUGCUUCCUGGACCAGGAGAUCCCCUUCCGCUUGAGGCCAGUGUUCAGCAACCAGUACCUCCUCGAGACGACCGCCUACCUUGACUAUGAGUCCACGAAACAGUAUAUCAUCAAGCUGCUGGCCACGGACGCCGGCAAACCUCCUCUGAACCAGUCAUCCAUGCUCGUGGUCAAACUCAAAGACGAAAACGACAAUGCUCCGGUCUUUACGCCUUCUCUCAUCAGUAUUUCUGUUCCCGAAAAUAACCCUCCUGGCUCCCAGCUGACCAAGAUCAGCGCGACCGAUGCAGACACCGGGCGCAACGCCGACAUCAGCUACAUGCUGGACGUGGAUGCCCCGACGGAAUUCCAGCUGGACCACCGCACGGGCAUUCUGACCGCGGUGAAGAAGCUCGAUCGGGAGAAGCAGGAGAAAUACUACUUCACAGUUUGGGCGCAAGAUAACGGCAUUCCGCCCUUACAGACCAAUGCCACGGUCUCGGUGACCGUGCUCGAUCAAAACGACAACAGUCCAUUUUUCACUCACGAAGAGUACAAUUUCUAUGUCCCAGAGACCCUCCCUAAACAUGGCACAGUAGGACUCAUCACUGUAACUGACCCCGAUUAUGGCGAAAAUUCUGCGGUCACUCUGUCCCUUGUGAAUGUGAGUGACGAAUUCACCAUCGACUCGCAGACUGGAGUCAUUCAACCGAAUAUUUCGUUCGAUAGAGAAAAACAAGAAUCGUACACGUUCUACGUGAAGGCUGAGGACGGUGGUAGGGUAUCCCGUUCUUCCACGGUCAAAGUGACCAUAAAUGUGGUCGAUGUCAACGACAACAAACCAGUGUUUGUCGUCCCUUCUUCCAACUACUCCUUCGAGUUGGUCGAACCGUCCACGGAACCAGGCACGGUGGUCUUCACGGUCCUUGCCGUGGACAACGACACCGGCAUGAACGCGGAGCUUGAAUACAGCAUCGUCGGAGGAAACAUGAGAGAGCUCUUCGCAAUUAACCAAACGACAGGCGACAUUACAAUGGAGGAGAAAUGCAGGCUCACGGACCUGGGUUUGCACAGACUCGUAGUCAAAGCCCAGGACUUCGGGCAGCCGACGCCUCUCUUCAACGCCAUAGUCGUCAAUCUGUUUGUGAAUGAGUCCGCGACCAACGUCACGCUGAUCCGUGAGCUGGUGCGCAAGAACAUCGAAACAUCGAUAAUCCAAAAUGUUGAGACGGCCGAUGUCGCCCCCCCGGCCAGUGACUACACCAAGAUCGUGGCCGCCUCCGUGGCCAGCACCCUCGCCCUCAUCCUCAUCAUCGCUGUCAUCAUCAUCGUCCACUGCCGCCGCCGGUCCCCACGCUCGAGGGCGUCUCAGAAGAGCAGGCAGAAUUCCGAGUGGGCUACGCCCAACCCAGAGAACAGGCAGAUGAUCAUGAUGAAAAAGAGGAGGAAGAAGCAGCCCCCUCAGACCUUGCUGCUUAACCUUGUCACGAUCGAGGAGCCGAACGCGGACGACACUGACAAUGAUGGACCCAGCGUGACCCUGGACCUUCCCCUUGAGCUGGAAGAGCAAACCAUGAGCAAGUACAACUGGAGCAGCACCCCUACUACGUUCAAGCCCGACAGCCCCGACUUGGCCCGGCACUACAAGUCUGCCUCGCCGCAGCCCGCCUUCCAGAUCCCGCCGGAGACGCCCCUCAGCUCAAGGCACCACAUCAUCCAGGAGCUGCCUCUCGACAACACCUUCGUGGCCUGCGACUCCAUCUCCAGCGGCUCCGACCCCUACAGCGUUUCCGAGUGCAGCCUCCCGCUGACCACCUUCAAGGGCCCCGUGGCUGUGCACGCCAGACCGCCAGUGAAGGAGGCUGUCAGAACGCGCACCCCCAUGAAUGAGGUGGUUGUGGAGGUCUGGAUGCACCCCGAGCCACAGCGGAAACCCGAGGGGAAAAAGGCAGGAAAGUCCCAGCGGCGCGUCACCUUCCACCUGCCAGAAGGCUCCCAGGAAAGCAGCAGCGACGGUGGCCUGGGAGAGCAGGAGCCAGCCGGCGGGGCCCGGGCCCUGCCCCUGGACUACCCGCAGGAGGAGGACUUCGACCGCGUGGCGCCCCCCAACCGCACGGAGGGCGACGGCAACUCGGACCCCGAAUCCACUUUCAUUCCUGGACUAAAGAAAGCCGCAGAGGUGACGGUGCAGCCGCCCCUGGACGAGGUGCCGGACACCUGCACCCACGAGUGUCUGAUCCUGGGCCACUCGGACUCCUGCUGGAUGCCCGCCGCCCUCAUGGCCCGCGCCGGCCCCAGCCCGCCCGCGACCCCGGCCUCGUCUCGCCGCCGCCAGAGCCCCCCGGUGACCCAGGCUGUCGCCCUGAGUCACAGCCCGCCGCGCGCACAGGUCUCUGCUCUCCACCUCAGCCCCGCGGCCGCCCAGGGCUGGGGCGCGGGGGCCGGGCCCGAGGGUCCGCAGGCUCUCGAUCAGGGGGCGCAGGGGGGCGCGCGGCCCCACUGUCGCAGGGAUGACUCGGUGAAAGUCAUCGCCUUGAAAACCUUCGCUCCUGGGCCGCAGGCCCGGGCCCCUCGGGAUGGCUCUCCCGGCGUGGAUGAGCAUCUGUUUUAA
This is a messenger RNA of Pteronotus mesoamericanus, 3910 nucleotides long. RefSeq names its product protocadherin 11 X-linked (gene PCDH11X). NCBI's taxonomy places the organism in Eukaryota, Metazoa, Chordata, Mammalia, Chiroptera, Mormoopidae. The record is from RefSeq and is a predicted model, not a curated record. Gene Ontology annotation, molecular function: calcium ion binding. Gene Ontology annotation, biological process: homophilic cell-cell adhesion. The transcript has 8 exons. Bases 131 to 3910 code for a protein of 1259 amino acids. Gene Ontology annotation, cellular component: plasma membrane.